AUGGCAUCUAAACUGUCAGAUGAUAAGAAAACAUCUGUACUAUUAGUUGAACGUGGUGAAUGGGAUACAGAUCCAUUCAUAUAUAAUACAUCUGAUUGGUAUUAUCAUUGGGGUAUGAAUCCAACCCCAUUAUAUAUUCAUAAAUAUUUUGGUGAAUCAGAACCAAGAUUAAAUGGUAAAAAACCAAUCAAUUUAUUAUCAAAUAUGGUUGGUGGUUGUUCAAGUAUGAAUGGAAUGGUAUCAAAUUCAGGUAGUUUUAUAUUUGAUUAUGAAAAAUGGGGAGAGAUUACAGGAGCAAAAGAAAAUUGGUCUGGUGAAAUUGCAAAAGGAUUGUUUAAGGAAUUUCUGGAUGAUUUCCCUAUUUAUUUUGAAAAUAGGAAUAGAACAUGGUUAAAUGAAAUUGGACAGGCUAUUGAAAGGUCGUUGGGGUAUCAAUGGAAUAGAGAUGGAUAUAUUCAUUUGGAUCCUAGUGGAUACUCGACUAAACAAUUUUGGAUGACACCUAUGCAAAGAAGGAUAUCACCAUACAGUCAGCUAUUAAAAGACAGCAAGGCACUGGAAACAAGAUGUAAUUUAAAUAUACUUGUUAAUCAUCGUGCUGUUAAAAUGGAGUAUGCUUCUAAUUGGAAGAGACAGGUUGUAGUGACAGGUGUAUGGAUCCAAAACACACAAACCAAAAAGAGGUGGUUCAUCAAAGUUAGAAAAGAGGUAAUUGUGUCAAUGGGAGCUGUCGAGACACCUAAAUUCCUCCAACUCAAUGGUAUAGGUGAUAAAGGGAGAUUAGAGUCACUUGGCAUACCAGUCGUAGUAGAUUCACCGGGUGUUGGUAGAAACCUUCAAGAUCACACUGAAGUAUUUUAUCUUGGUAGAAGUGUAGCGCGGUCACUUGUCAAUAUAACCUAUACUAUUAGGAACUCAGUGAUUGAUGGAUACACUAUUUUCGGUCCAAGAAAUGCAAGUACCCAAGGUCACAAAUAUCUAGUCAAUAUUGAUAUUAUUCAAAGAGUUGGAUACGUACCGACAUUUGCAUGCAACAUUGAAUCGAAUAGACCAGAAUCAAGAGGAUACGUUGAAAUCAAUUCAAAGGAUCCAUUAGCAGACCCAGUUAUAUUCACAAAUUACUAUAGUGAUCCACGUGACUUGGAGUAUGUUAUACUUGGUCUACAAGAGUGUGUACAAGUUCAAGAGGAAUUAACCAAGAUGGGGGUACUUGACCCUUCCACUCCAAUCCCUCUAGGACCCCAAUCAACUAGAUCCGACUAUACCAACUAUAUCAUAGCAACGUCAAUGACCGAUUACCAUCUAUCCAGUACCGUUAGAAUGGGACAUUCCAAAGACCCAUCCUCACCACUCGACGGUAACCUCCAAGUCAAAGGAUUAAAGAAUGUUCGUGUAGUAGACGCAUCUGUAUUUCCAUUUAUACCAGGUGCUAAUCUAGCUACCCCUCUAUCACUACUUUCAUAUCAAGCUGCCAAAUUAAUCAAAAAAUCAACAACCUCAAACUAA
Molecule: messenger RNA, 1506 nt
Organism: Cavenderia fasciculata
Lineage: Eukaryota; Evosea; Eumycetozoa; Acytosteliales; Cavenderiaceae
Exons: 2
Coding region: 1-1506 (501 amino acids)
Molecular function (GO): flavin adenine dinucleotide binding; oxidoreductase activity, acting on CH-OH group of donors
Source: RefSeq, a predicted model, not a curated record